This is a messenger RNA of Morus notabilis, 526 nucleotides long. Its product is annotated as heavy metal-associated isoprenylated plant protein 39. NCBI's taxonomy places the organism in Eukaryota, Viridiplantae, Streptophyta, Magnoliopsida, Rosales, Moraceae. The transcript has 3 exons. Gene Ontology annotation, molecular function: metal ion binding. The record is from RefSeq and is a predicted model, not a curated record. Bases 110 to 508 code for a protein of 132 amino acids.
AAAUUUCUUAUUGGAUUUUGUUCUCUCUAAAAUAUUAGUGAUUUUGUCAUUUCUCAUUUAAGUGUUCUUUUGAAACUUCUCAGUCUCAGAUCUCUCAAGCUUUGUGACAAUGAAGGUGGUGGUGCUGAAAAUCGAUUACUAUGACGAGAAAUGCCAGAAGAAAGUCAUGAAGACAGUCUCUGGUCAUUCAGGUGUUGUGUCGAUUGCGUUGGACACGAAGGACAAGAAAUUGACAGUGACAGGGGACAUAGAUCCGGUGAGUUUAGUGAGCAAAUUACGGAAGCUUUGCAACACGGAGAUUGUUUCGGUGGGAGCUCCAAAAGCAGCGGAGAAGAAGGAAGAGCCCAAGAAAGAAGCGGCCAAGAAAGAAGAACCAAAGAAAGAUCAAAAGGCUGAAGAUUUGCAGAAGCUGUGGCAGCAGGCAUACCUGCAGCAGGCCUACAAGUAUCCUCCGCAUUAUUACACCAGAACCGUAGAGGAAGAUCCUAAUGCUUGUGUCAUCUGCUAAGUUUAAGAUUUAGAAUAA